GGGGGCUUCGGUCAGACGAAGCCGCCUGAUGCCCGUCUGAGGAGCGGUGGGGAAAGCGGUGGUUCCAUGGCUCCGGGCUGGCGGCUGGUGGCCGGGGGGUUCAGGAGGAACUGGUCCCCCCGUGACACCCCACCGCAAGGCUGUGACCUUCUCCUGCGGCGUCGGUACUGGCCCUGGCCCCGGCUGGAAGCAGCAGCCCGGACGGAGAGCCGAGGCGUGGAGCUGGUUUCUGUCACUGCAGGAAAGCGACCCCGCGGAAAGAGGAAUGACGGGGGGCUGGUGUCCAGGCAGCGUCUGGCCCACAAAGGGUUACGCAAGGCACCCUGGAGUGACACCACUGCCACCAGCCCAGGAGCUCAGCUCCUUCCUGGUCGGAUCCGAGGCGCGCCCAAAGUGCGAUUGAGGAAGGGGCCAGCGGCUGCAGAGAGGAGCCGGAGCCGGUCCGCGCCCCCGGCUGCCAGGCAGGGGCUGCCACGCCGGCCGGCUGCUGCGGUUGCCCUCCCUCGCUUGUAUUGGCGGGUUGCCACCAUGGAGGAGAUGGUGAUCUGGGAGCAGCACACGGUGACGCUGAGCAAGGACCCUCAACGGGGCUUUGGCUUUGCUGUCUCCGGAGGCCGGGACCGUCCCAACAAGAUGACUGGGGACACAGCGGUGUUCGUUUCAGACGUGGUGUCCGGGGGACCGGCGGCGGGCCGGCUCCAGAGGAAGGAUCACAUCGUGAUGGUGAACGGCCUUUCCAUGGAGAACGUCUUGUCCUCCUUUGCCAUCCAGACACUUAAAACCUGCGGCAAGAUCGCCAACAUCACACUGAAAAGGCAGAAGACGGUCCACCUCCCCGUGAGCAAGAGCAGCCCCGGGUCCCCCACUGCGCCCCGGCGCUAUGACUCGGACGAGGACUAUGGGUCACAAGGUGCGGAUCCAGCCCUGCGCCGCUCCCGGGAUGACCUGGACCACAGCCAGGGCUAUGACGGGGACUCAUCCAGCGAGAGGAGCUCUGGCCACCACCGGGAUGACCACCGCCACCACAAGCCAGUGUCCCGGAGCCGGAGGCGAAGCCAGGACAGCAGCCACUGGAGGCAGAGCCCUGGCAGUGGCUCAGAUCAGAGGGGCUACAGCCGGCUCCGCUCUGCCAGCGGCUUUGGCCACGAAGGGGACACCAACGGGCUGGCCCUGGUGUCAGGCUUCAAGCGUCUGCCGCGCCGGGAUGUGCCGAUGAAGCCCAUCACGUCAGUCCUGGUGAAGCAGAAGCAGAACGAAGAGUAUGGCCUGAAGCUGGGAAGUCAGCUCUUCAUCAAGCACAUAGUGGAGAGCGGGCUGGCGGCAAAGCACAGCUCCUUGCAGGAGGGAGACCUCAUCCUGAAGAUCAACGGGGUGGCCAGUCAGGACAUGUCCCUGGCUGACACUCAGCAGCUCAUUGAGCGGACGGAGGGGACCCUGACCUUGCUCAUCCUCCGGGACCACCGGCAGUUCCUGGUCAACAUCCCUGACAUAGAAGACAGCCAGAGUGACAGCUCCCGGAUGGAUGAUAUCUCCGACAUCGACUCUGAACUGUCCCAUCCGCCAUCCCCUGAGACCUCCCCGCGACCUCCAGCUGCUGCCAGGAUGAAUUCACCACCGGAGAGGAGACGAUCGAACACGGACCCCGCAGCCGACACAAUCAUUGACAAUGCUCAGGGCCCUGACCUGCUGGAAGCCGUGGAGGUGGAUGGCUGCCACAGCCCCCACGCCAGCCCCACUGCCCGAGCUGCCCGCAAGGACGGGUACAGCGCCGACUCCAGGGUCGUGCACUUUGUGAAGGCCAAGAGCAUCGGGCUACGGCUGGCUGGCGGGAACGACGUGGGCAUCUUUGUGUCGAGCGUGCAGGAGGGGAGCCCAGCCGACAGCCAGGGCAUCCAGGAAGGGGACCAGAUCCUGCAGGUGAACGACACCAGUUUCCAGAACCUGACCCGUGAGGAGGCUGUAGAGUAUCUCAUGAGCCUGCCGCCGGGCGAGGACAUCACUCUGUGGAUCCAGAGCAAGCAGGACAUUUACAGGAAGAUUCUCUCAUCCAAUAUGGGCGACUCAUUCUACAUCCGGACGCACUUUGACUUCGAGAAGGACACACCGUCAGGGCUCAGCUUUGUCCGUGGGGACGUCUUCCAUGUGCUGGACACCAUGUACCGGGGCAGGCUGGGGAGCUGGCUGGCUGUGCGCAUGGGCAGGGACCUGCAGGAACAGGACAAGGGCAUCAUUCCCAACCGGAGCAGGGCUGAGCAGAUUGCCAGCUUGGAGUCGGUGCUGAAAGCCACGUCCAGUGCCAACCCCUCCGGGGCACGGGCUGAGUUUUGGAAGCUGCGAGGCCUGCGGGGAGCCAAGAAGAUGCUGCGGAAGAGCCGGGAGGACCUGUCUGCGCUCACAAAGCAGGGCCACUACCCACCGUACGAGAGGGUGAUCCUGAAGGAAGCCAGCUUCAAGCGGCCAGUAGUGAUCCUGGGCCCCAUUGCAGACAUCGUCAUGCAGAAGCUGAGCACGGAGCUGCCCGAGCUGUUUGAGAUUGCCCUGAGCGUGCCCCGAGAUGGGGCGUCAUCCAAGGUCAUCAAGUUGGACUCAGUCCGGCAGAUCGCAGAAAAGGACAAGCAUGCCUUGUUGGACAUCACGCCCUCGGCCGUGGAGCGUCUCAACUAUGUGCAGUACUAUCCAGUGGUGGUGUUUUGUGAGCCUGAAAGCCGGCAGGCCAUCAAGGCCAUGCGCCAGUGGCUGGCACCCGGCUCCAAGAAGAGCUCCCGGCGCCUCUACGCCCAGGCCAGCAAGAUGAAGAAGUACUGCAGCCACCUCUUCACUGCCACUGUCAGCCUCAGCAGCAAUGCCUGGUAUGAGGCGAUCAAGGACAUCAUCAGGACGCAGCAGAGCCAGCCUGUUUGGACAGCAGCGGAGCAGGCAGAUGUGGCACUGGAGGACAGUCUGGACCUGCUGAACCCGCCGAGCGCAGUGGCCUCAGGCUACCUGACCUGUGACAGUCACGCCAACAGCGACUACGACGACACAGAUGGCGAGGCCGGUGCCUACACAGAUGGCGAGGCCGGUGCCUACACGGAUGGCGAGGCGGAGGACGUCUAUGACCAGCCCGGGCUGGCCCGCUCCUCCGAGCCAGCACAGAUAUCCCCAAGCCACAGCCUGAGCAAGCAGGUGACCGAGCAGGAGCGGCAGGGCCAGCGCUACGACAGCAUCAGGGAAUACGAGCAUGACGCUGUGAGGAAGAGGUUCACACGGGCCAGGGAUGACUCGGACCAGGACGAAGGCUACGAGUGGGGCCCAGCUACAGACGUGUAGUGGCACUGCUGGCCUCUAACUGGGCAGCUGGGCCCCUUGAGCCAGCCCUGCCGCAGCCCCACGCCACUGGGUCCGUGUGACAGUCCAGGUGGUGCCACACAGCACCCGGCAGCCAGGCUGGGUUGGGCCUAAUCCGGCUGUACCCUUCACCACCCAGCACCACCAAGUGCCUCCUUUCCCUUUUUGGCCACGGCCUCUGCUGCCAGAAUAAAAGGGAUGUUUUGAUCA
Molecule: messenger RNA, 3537 nt
Organism: Harpia harpyja (harpy eagle)
Lineage: Eukaryota; Metazoa; Chordata; Aves; Accipitriformes; Accipitridae
Gene: TJP3
Product: tight junction protein 3
Exons: 21
Coding region: 67-3309 (1080 amino acids)
Biological process (GO): cell-cell adhesion; cell-cell junction organization; positive regulation of blood-brain barrier permeability
Cellular component (GO): plasma membrane; bicellular tight junction
Molecular function (GO): cell adhesion molecule binding
Source: RefSeq, a predicted model, not a curated record